This is a messenger RNA of Episyrphus balteatus (marmalade hoverfly), 1566 nucleotides long. RefSeq lists its product as uncharacterized. The transcript has a single exon. The coding region runs from base 1 to 1566 and encodes 521 amino acids. NCBI's taxonomy places the organism in Eukaryota, Metazoa, Arthropoda, Insecta, Diptera, Syrphidae. The record is from RefSeq and is a predicted model, not a curated record.
AUGAAGCCAGGGCAAUCAUAUGCCGAUUGGGUUGCUGAUCUUCGAGGUGUGGCACGCAACUGUAAGUUUUCUUGUCCAAAAGAAGCGUGUUCAGAAUCGUACGUAGAUAACAUGAUUCGUGACAUCAUUGCUCUCUACAUUCCGCAUGACACAGUUCGAACGCAAGCUUUACAAAAGAUUGAUCCAGAGUUAAAAGAUGUGUUGGAUAUAGCCACUGCAUACGAGACAACACAAAAAACAUUUUCUGCCAUCAAAGAGAACAACAAUGAGAUGGAGGUAAAUGUAUUAACUUCAAAGGUAUGUUCUCAGUCGCGCACACAAUCCGAGUCAGCGAGAAAAUCUUGGCCCAGCUGUUUUGUUCAUCAUCAGAGAAGCGAUUGUCGUCACAAUAAAACUGUUUGCCAUAAAUGCAAAAAAAUUGGGCAUAUAGCAGCUGUUUGUAUGAUGAGUGCGAACGAUGGUAAUGCUAGUACGGUAAAUUCAAAACGAAACAAAAAGAAUAGGUCAAACAGAAGAGACAAAAUAAAAUCAAGCUAUAUAUCAAUAAAAUAUUCAGCUUAUUCCAUUGAACAAAUUUAUUUUACUGAAGUGGUUACGUCACAUGAAUGUGCGAUGGUGAAAGCUAAAUCAAGGCCGUGGAUUAUGGUGGAUGCCGUUGUCAAUGGGUGCCCGAUGAGAUUCCAGGUUGACACGGGGGCAUCUUGUUCGCUAGUUGGAUUGGAAGGAUUCCAGCAAUUGGGGCAGCCGAAGUGCUGUUCUACAACCAAGUCUCUCCAAGCAUACGGUGGAACACCACUCAGCUUAAAAGGAGAACUGGCUGUGCAGGUGACAUACGAAAAUUCCACACAUAAUAUGAAUUCGCUGGUAGUUGAUGUCUCUGGUGCGAACAUAUUGGGACUAGAUUGGUUCAAAGCUUUCAGCUUAAAGGUUCAACACUUUAUUUUACAAAUUAAAUCUAAUGAUUUUCUUCUCAACAGCAUUGAGACGUUAUGCAAUAAGUACGGCAGACUUUUUUCAUCGGGGCUAGGCAAGUGCACAUCCUUUCAAGCUCACUUGGAAUUGAAGGAGGGUGCAGUGCCAAAGUUUGUACGUCAUCGUCAAAUUCCCUAUGCUCUCUUAGAUGAAACGAAAAAAGAACUAGAUCGCUUGGUGGCCGAGGGAAUUUUGUCCUGGGUUCAGCGCACUCAAUGGGCCGCACCGGUGGUGAUCGUCGAGAAGGUGAAUCCACAAAUCGUAUGCAAUCGUCAUCCACUGCCUCGACCACGAGAUUUAUUUCACAAGCUUCGUGGAGGAAAAGUAUUCAGUAAAAUCGACCUAUCGGAAGCUUACCUUCAGAUUGAACUUGACGAAUCUUCGAGAGAUUAUGUGGUGAUCAACACACCUUUUGGUCUUUUAAGGUUCAAUCGGUUGCCGUACGGCAUAAGCAGCGCACCAGGCGAGUUCCAAGGUUUAAUGGAACAAAUCUUUGCGGAUCUACCUGUGGGUAUUUAUAUUGAUGAUAUAGUCAUCGCUGGCACAUCGCUGGCUGAGAACUAUAAUGUUCUAUGUCUGCAGGGGUUUCCAUAA